UGUGUCUUAAACCAUUUAUUACAUAGGACUGGUCGAUAAGUAACUCUUCCAUGGUACCUACUUCCAUUAUAACACCAGAGUACGAACGGAAGCACAUUUUGGACUACAACACUCAGCUCCCCGUGCAUCCCACUGAAAUGUGUAGAAGUUGACGGCUAUUGUGGCAAAGCUCAUUUUGUUAGCAUGUUGUACGAUACUCAGCAGCCAGGGAACAUAGAAUAAAUAAUGCUAGUUUGACGAUUUUAAGUGAAUUCGUGGCGACGAAAUAGUGACGAUGAUCCAUGGAACAUCGGUUGCUAUGAUAACGCCCGACGUCGGCAAGGAGGAUUUAUAGCAAGGCGUUGCAUUGACGCUGCCACAAGCAGCCUGGUGACGCUCGCCUUUUCUCAGACUUGAAAGCUCAAGUUGCCAAAAGUUUCAAAUUAGACCUAUGCAGAUUGUGUACGUACCAAGUAUCCGUAGUCACUGCUUCGUUCAACAAAAUAUCCCUUUCAGCCAAGAAAUUGCUGCAAGUUGACGUACAUCUUGUGAUAUUGUGUUUUCCUUUUCCUAAGCAAUGGAGUUCACUGAAAGGGAUGAUAUGGACAUCGUUGAUUGUGAGUUUGAACAUAUUCUGAACUUAACUGUGCCUGCUGAUGCAGCAGAGUAUGUGGUCGCUAUCACCGAACAGCUUGGUAUCAUCAUAGGCAUGCUAGCGGUGUUAGCUUUUGGGUUACCAGGCAACUUGGCGUUCCUCUUCGUGGUCUACAAGAUCCCACAUAUGCGUACCGUCACUAAUUUCUUCCUGGCUAAUUUAGCCGUUGCUGAUAUCCUAUUCUUGGUGGUCACCGUCUUUAUGUAUGUCAUCUACUUGGGGGCUGGUCCUGUCCGCAGUGAUUACAACGUUGCAAGAAUCUUCAGCUGCGUAGGGGUGUUCUUUGUGCCCCAUAUCACUUAUUUCACCUCCAUCUGCUGUGUGACUGUGGUUUCAUUGGAGCGAUACUAUGCCAUAUGUAAGCCCAUCCAACACCGAGCUAUGAACACCAAAACCAGAGCUAAGCGGUUAGUGUUGACAUCAUGGAUGGUACCGGCCAUUCUGACGGCUAUAGCCAUGCCAAAAUACGGCCAGUUGUACAUGUCUUGUAUCAUUUGGCCUGAAGGGGAGAAGUAUGAAGAAUUACCUCAGAUGCUGGGUUUCUGUCGGCCAGUGAUACCCUGGUGGUUAGUGGUAGGUGAAUUCACGACCUUGUUUCCCUUCCUCAUUGCGCUGCCCUGCAACAUCUUCAUGUACAUUAACAUCGUAAAAAUACUUAGUUCACGAUCAAUCUGUAAGGCAGAUGGUCAACAGCGUCUACCCCAGCAGGCUCUCAAAGUACGCAACCAAGUGGCCAAGAUGCUUAUCAUUAAUGGCAUAGUUUUCUUUCUCUGUCAAGCCACCAAUCAGUUCGUCACUGUCGCCUACAUGAUAUCGUUCGUCACCGGUGUCUCCAUCAAUGACACUUACGACCGCUGGGCCACUGUCAUCGACAUUGGUCGCAUUGCUGUCUUCGUCAACUCUGCUGUCAACCCUCUGAUCUACAAUGCAUCAAGCCCACACUACCGCGCCGCUUUUAAACAGGCAUUCAGCUGUUCAUCAAGCCAAUCCAAGAUAAAGGUAUCUACAGCCAACAAGCCCGAUGAAGCUGCUCACGGUAACGCUGGCAUCUCUCUAUCAAACCAAUCGUUGCCAUCUCGUAACAACCACAACCCACUAGCAGUCCAACAAACACAGGGUGAACAUCCAACAGUGAUACCACAAACCGAAGAAGGUAACAAUCUGGUUUUCCAUCAGAUCGAGGUUAAUAUUGGCGUUGAUAACAACGGUUUUCAGGUAUCACCUACCGAGAACGAAGUGCUGAAGACCAGUAUCGGCCCAUCGGGCGAGGAGUUAGACAAUGUCGUUGACGACCAGAGUAAGAAGAAUUCCUUUGAUCCGCAUCCGGAUGACGGCAGCAUUGCGGAAGCGUAACGGUCCGGGCAAUGCCAAAAGCAGUGGACAUCGGACAGAAGUAAAGUAGAUUCUGAUGUUCCAAACUGAUCUCCUGUAAUCUCCACUGGAAAAACCAUUUAUCAAAAUAAAAAAAGAGAAAAAUUAGUACCUUUUUCUCGCAAUGUCAUACCUGUCAUUUGAUAAAUAAUUAACUUUAUUCAUUCAAUCAAGUAUGUGGGGUCAGUUUAUUAUUGGUCCACCACCUGACUAAUUUAUCAAUGUUUAUGUUAACUUUUUUGCAUUAAAAUCCAAUCCUUUAUUUGAUCAAGCAUAUUUCAGUGUUUACUCCCACCCAUAUCUCCUUUCAAAAUGGUGUUGAUAAAGAAUUCUUGAAAGGGUUAUCUCUAACUAGAUUUCAAUAAGGAGCCAGGGUAUACACAUUUCGGAGUGAAAUCGGGGCUCUGCAUUCCUUACAGCUAAGCGGUAAGUUCCCACAAUUUUUGUCUUUUCUUCCAACUAUCGCGUUAUAGAAAAUGUUUGUCAUCCGUUCCCUAGAACAGGGAUGCGAGGUUAUGAGCUACCAAGCAUUCCAGUGUGACUACAAUAAAAUACCCUGUUAAAUGGGCCACGUGAUCAGUUUUAGGAGUUGUGUAAUGUGAUCUCGCGCCUCAACAGAGUUUUGGAUGAGAUUCUAUUACCAUUCCUGAACACUG
This is a messenger RNA of Acanthaster planci (crown-of-thorns starfish), 2661 nucleotides long. Its product is annotated as thyrotropin-releasing hormone receptor-like. Lineage: Eukaryota; Metazoa; Echinodermata; Asteroidea; Valvatida; Acanthasteridae. Gene Ontology annotation, biological process: G protein-coupled receptor signaling pathway. Gene Ontology annotation, cellular component: plasma membrane. Gene Ontology annotation, molecular function: G protein-coupled receptor activity. The record is from RefSeq and is a predicted model, not a curated record.